GGAGGGGGCGGGCCGGACUGCUCUCGCUCUACCCGCGGCUCCGGAGCAGCGGGCGGCGGGACCCGCAACCGAGCUUGGCGACGAGGAUCGUGACGCGGGCCGCGAAGGAUCCCCCGGCGUCCCGCCUCCAGAGCAGCCCUCCCGCCGGCACCCGUUGGUCCCAGAAUCAGAGAGAACCGCGGUGCGGCGUGGAGCAGCGCAAAGCCGACCCCGGCCGCGGGGGGAGCCGGGUCUUUGGACCGGAGCGGAGACGCGGGCGGCGCUGGGCCAGCCCUGGGGGCCGCGGCCGUACCGCGGGGCCACGGGGGCGCAGAGCUGCGGAGCCUGCGGCCGGUGGGAAGAGGGUUUCUAAACACUGACCACUUCCUUUCACGAGCUGGAGAAGUGGAGGAAUUUCAAGUGGGCUGGGAAGAAGAGGAGUGAGCGGUCCAGCUCUGCAGAGGCCUCUUCCUGGGUGGCAGAAGGAAUGCACUGGCUGUUCCAGGCUGCUUACCUGGACCAAAUGCAGAAAGAUUCUACCAUCCAUCCAUAAUCUGACUGAAAGAGGCUAUUUUAAAGAUCAUCAUCUGGACAAAAGAAAUAAAUGGAUUCGUCUGCUAUUGUUCACGCAACUCACAAACUUUUGAGACUCAAUCAGGAGGAGAGAGUGGUCAUUACCAAUCUCUAGAUCAACACACAAAGGAGUGCAAGAUGGCCUUAGGAGGAGGGAGGAGAAUUAAAUGAAGAGAAAGAACUGGAAUAACUCCUUCCUGAAGAAACGGGAAGCAAGCUUGGCUGCAGACCCCCAGUUGUGUGACAACAGCAGCCCUGCCUGGGAGCAGGGUGGUGGCUGGGGCAAUGUUGGGAGCCCUGAAGAUGCCCCAUGGCCACUGAGGGGGCUGCUGGGUCAGGGAACCGAGUGGCGGGCAUGGUGUUCAGCCUGUGGGUGCUGGUCCUGGUGUCCUCAGCUCUGGCUCUGGAAGAAGUAUUGCUGGACACCACAGGAGAGACAUCUGAGAUUGGCUGGCUCACCUACCCACCAGGUGGGUGGGAUGAGGUGAGUGUUCUGGAUGAUCAGCGACGCCUGACUCGGACCUUUGAGGCAUGUCACGUAGCAGGGGCCCCUCCAGGCACUGGGCAGGACAACUGGCUGCAGACACACUUUGUGGAGCGACGAGGAGCCCAGAGGGCACACAUCCGACUCCACUUCUCUGUGCGGGCCUGCUCCAGCCUGGGAGUGGGCGGGGGCACCUGCCGGGAGACCUUCACCCUUUACUACCGCCAGGCCGAGGAGCCCGACAGCCCCGACAGCACUUCGGCCUGGCAUCUCAAACGCUGGACCAAGGUGGACACGAUUGCAGCAGAUGAGAGCUUCCCCGCCUCCUCGCCCUCCUCCUCGUGGGCUGUGGGCCCGCGUGGGGCAGGGCAGCGGGCGGGGCUGCAGCUGAAUGUCAAAGAGCGCAACUUCGGCCCCCUCACCCAGCGGGGCUUCUACGUGGCCUUCCAGGACACGGGGGCCUGCCUGGCCCUCGUGGCAGUCAAGCUCUUUUCCUACACCUGCCCCACCGCGCUCCGGGCCUUUGCCUCCUUUCCUGAGACGCAGGCCAGUGGGGCUGGAGGGGCCUCCCUGGUGGCAGCUGUAGGCACCUGUGUGGCUUAUGCAGAGCCAGAGGAGGAUGGAGUGGGAGGCCAGGCAGGGAGCAGCCCCCCAAGGCUCCACUGCAACGGGGAGGGCAAGUGGAUGGUAGCCGUGGGUGGCUGCCGCUGCCAACCUGGGCACCAGCCUGCACGUGGAGACAAGGCUUGCCAAGCCUGCGCGGUGGGAUUCUAUAAGGCCCUGGCAGGAAACGCCCCCUGCUCACCGUGCCCUGCCCGCAGCCACGCCCCCGGCCCUGCAGCCCCUGUCUGCCCCUGCCUCUCAGGCUACUACCGGGCCAGUUCGGACCCACCAGAGGCCCCCUGCACCGGCCCUCCCUCGGCUCCCCGAGAGCUUUGGUUUGAGGUGCAAGGCUCAGCGCUCAUGUUGCACUGGCGCCUACCCCAGGAGCUGGGGGGGCGAGGGGACCUGCUCUUCAAUGUCGUGUGCAAGGAGUGCGGAGGCCACCAGGAGCCCGGCGGGGCCACAUGUCGCCGCUGCAGGGAUGAGGUGCACUUUGACCCCCGCCAGAGGGGCCUGACUGAGAGCCGAGUGUUAGUUGGGGGGCUCCGGGCACAUGUACCCUACAUCUUGGAGGUGCAGGCUGUCAAUGGGGUGUCCGAGCUCAGCCCUGACCCUCCCCGGGCUGCAGCCAUCAACGUCAGCACCAGCCACGAAGUCCCCUCUGCAGUUCCUGUGGUACACCAGGUGAGCAGGGCAUCCAACAGCAUCACGGUGUCCUGGCCACAGCCUGACCAGACCAGCGGGAACAUCCUAGACUAUCAGCUCCGCUACUAUGACCAGGCAGAAGAUGAAUCCCACUCCUUCACCCUGACCAGCGAGACCAACACCGCCACCGUGACACAGCUGAGCCCCGGCCACAUCUAUGGCUUCCAGGUGCGGGCACGGAGUGCUGCCGGUCACGGCCCCUACGGGGGCAAGGUCUAUUUCCAGACACUGCCUCAAGGUGAGCUGUCUACUCAGCUUCCAGAGAGACUCUCCCUAGUGGUUGGCUCCGUGCUGGGGGCCUUGGCUUUCCUCCUGCUGGCAGCCAUCAUGGUGCUGGCUGUUGUCUUCCAGAGGAAACGGCGUGAAACAGGCUACACGGAGCAACUGCAGCAGUACAGCAGCCCAGGACUUGGGGUGAAGUAUUACAUUGACCCCUCCACCUAUGAGGACCCCUACCAGGCCAUCCGAGAGUUUGCCCGGGAGGUAGAUCCUGCCUAUAUCAAGAUCGAGGAGGUCAUUGGGGCAGGCUCCUUUGGAGAAGUGCGCCGGGGCCGGCUGCAGCCCCGUGGACGGCGGGAGCAGGCUGUGGCCAUCCAGGCCUUGUGGGCUGGAGGUGCUGAGAGCCUGCAGAUGACCUUCCUGGGUCGGGCCAUGCUGCUGGGCCAGUUCCAGCACCCCAACAUCCUGCGGCUGGAGGGCGUGGUCACCAAGAGCCGGCCCCUCAUGGUGCUGACAGAGCUCAUGGAGCUGGGUCCACUGGACAGCUUCCUCAGGCAGCGGGAAGGCCAAUUCAGCAGCCUGCAACUGGUGGCUAUGCAGCGGGGAGUGGCUGCCGCCAUGCAGCACCUGUCCAGCUUUGCCUUCGUACAUCGCGCUCUCUCUGCUCACAGCGUGCUGGUGAAUAGCCACCUGGUGUGCAAAGUGGCCCGGUUUGGCCACAGUCCCCAGGUGAGAGGCCCAAGUUGUAUGCUUCGCUGGGCAGCCCCAGAGGUCAUUGCACAUGGAAAACAUACAACAUCCAGUGAUGUCUGGAGCUUUGGGAUAGUGAUGUGGGAAGUGAUGAGCUAUGGAGAACGGCCCUACUGGGACAUGAGUGACCAGGAGGUGCUAAAUGCAAUAGAGCAGGAGUUUCGGCUGCCCCCACCUCCAGGCUGUCCUCCUGGACUACACCUGCUUAUGCUGGACACCUGGCAGAAAGAUCGUGCCCAGCGGCCUCACUUUGACCAGCUGGUGGCUGCAUUUGACAAGAUGAUCCGCAAGCCAGACUCUCUACAGGCUGGCACAGGCACCAGGGACAGACCUUCCCAGGCCCUUCUGAAUCCUGUGGCUCUGGACUUUCCUUCCCUGGACUCACCCCAGGUCUGGCUUUCGGCCAUUGGACUAGAGUGCUACCAGGACAACUUCUCCAAGUUUGGUGUCUGCACCUUCAGUGAUGUGGCUCAGCUUAGUCUAGAAGACCUGCCUGCUCUGGGCAUCACCCUGGCUGGCCACCAGAAGAAACUGCUGCACAAUAUCCAGCUCCUUCAACAGCAUCUGAGACCGCUGGGCUCAGUGGAGGUCUGAGGCCGAGGGCAGGAAGCUGCGAACUGAUGAGGCCCCUGACAUAGCCCUGGACACGGGUCCAAAACGACAUGGGAGACAUGAGCCAGUCUCCAUCUUGGCCGCCAUCAGAGGUGCCUGCCACACUCAACACAACCCUCUGGAUAUGUCACUCCCUGGUCCUCAGCCCCUCCACUGUCCUCCCCCAUAUUAAAGGGAAAGAAGGGAUUUUGCAAGCUGGAGGUGUGGUAAGACAGUCUGCAAGGAAGGGCUAGGGAGGCCUAGGAGGAGGAGCUGGGGAUUAGGGCUGGGCAGGCGACACUGCGAAGCAGGGAUGCACAAGGGGGCAGAGCAGGGAGCAGAAAAUGACUUUAUUGGAAGGUGGAAAAUGGCAAAACUUAACCUGGCUUCACACACCCCUACCCCAAAGUUGUAGCUGUUUCCCUCCCUUGCACACCUUUCCACAAGCCCAGUGCCUUCCCCCACAACUGUCUGAAGCACCAUGGGAAGAGCUCUUUCCCUUCCCAUUUAUGACACUGGGGUAGAGACUGGAUGCCUGAGAAGGCAAGCCUAUCCUUAAAGUGCUUUGCUCUGACAGUGCAGUGGUAAUUUUGCAAGGGGGUGAAGAACGGGCAGGAGGCCAGUGUCCUCAUACGUAACCCACCCCCAUGCUUGGGGCAAAGCUUGGACCACCUCGCUGGUUUCCAUUUGCCCCAGAGCCGAAGGAGUAAUAGAGACCCAGAGCACAGUUACUUCCAAUGUGCUUUCCUUGGAGCUCAUGCUAUUCCCCAUGCCCCCCUUGUACCUGGGAGAUUAGAGCUCUAGUUUUGUUUUGUUUUGUUUUGUUUUGUUAAUGACCCCAGGAAAAUGUGAGCAACUUCUGGGAACUGAAGCAAGAGCAUUCACUCAGAUCUGAUACUCCCAGCCCUCCCCAUGCUCCAGCCCCCGGUUGAUCACACCCCUCAGAUCUCUUCUAAGGGUCCCUUGCCGAAGUCUCUCCCAGUUGGUGCUGCUACGGGAGGUACUUCGAGAGACCGAGGGUACAGGAAGGAACAGGUGGGGGCGGUCCAACUCCGGUUUUUCCGCUGAGUUUUUGUCCAAGUCAUCAGGGCCCAGACUGUGGAAGGCCUUUGUAUAGCGCUGGAUUCGCUGCCAGUUGAGGUCCUGCCUGUCUUCCACCCUGUUGGGGGACAGGAGGACUUGAGAGACAGCCAGGAAUUGAAGAGCUGAUCCAAGAGCAGUGCUUGUCCCCUCUCCCCUACCCCCACCGUUACUGUCUGCAGCUGGUGCUGAUGGAGGCGAAUGCCUGCCCGCCAGCAGCCAGGCCUCAGGAAGCUGCAUGCUCUGGUCCAUCAAGCUCUGCAGAUGCAUUAAAGGGCUCAAGCAUCUGCUGGGGCCCUUCCCCUUGGGAGCAGCUUCAGUCAUUGGGCACGGGGCCUAGGGAGUGUGCCGGCCUCUCCAGGGCCCUUAGGAACAGGAGGAUAUCUGAGCAGAGGGACAACGUGUGGACAUGGUGGCUCAAAGGACCCCCAACCCCAAGCUAUCACUCACCGCAGAUACCAGCGGUCCCCCAGCCCGUACUCGCGCCCACAGAUCCCGGAGCGGGGCCACAGGCAGCGAGGCAGCUUCCGCUCCAGCAUCACGGUGGUGGCCACGACCUGCAUGUGGGGACAGAAAGCAAAGUGAGAAUGAAGCUGAGUACAGGCUGAGAAUUAAGACGUGGACUGAGAAGGUUAGGGGGAGAGCAUACAGCGCUAGACAGAAGAAAAACAGCUUAGCAAGAGCAAGGAAACUUGGGAGCUCAUGGUUCCUCAGAAGUGAUAAACGACACCGCCAAUUUGGGAAAAUUUGAUGCGCAGGGGGAUGGAGGGUGGCAACUUUGGUGACCCUCUUCUAUGGGAGAAAGGUGAUGUGGCUUGAUCCCCUCAGUUUUUCCCCAGUGACUUGACGUCCAUGGAAAUGCCAAGCUCGUUCUGCAGGAGUGUGAGAAACCUUGUUUCCAAGGAGAGCAGGAAGAGGAGCAGGCAAAUAGAAAGAGUCCUGAGGGCUUCAGGGUAUUUUGACCCUACAGACAUAUUGACAAUUUAUAAAUAAACAUUCCACUUAGAAAUCUA
Molecule: messenger RNA, 5997 nt
Organism: Choloepus didactylus (southern two-toed sloth)
Lineage: Eukaryota; Metazoa; Chordata; Mammalia; Pilosa; Megalonychidae
Gene: EPHB6
Product: EPH receptor B6
Exons: 21
Coding region: 863-3907 (1014 amino acids)
Biological process (GO): cell surface receptor protein tyrosine kinase signaling pathway; axon guidance; protein phosphorylation
Cellular component (GO): plasma membrane; neuron projection
Molecular function (GO): transmembrane-ephrin receptor activity; protein binding; ATP binding
Source: RefSeq, a predicted model, not a curated record